Messenger RNA from Recurvomyces mirabilis, 645 nucleotides. RefSeq lists its product as uncharacterized. The coding region runs from base 1 to 645 and encodes 214 amino acids. NCBI's taxonomy places the organism in Eukaryota, Fungi, Ascomycota, Dothideomycetes, Mycosphaerellales, Teratosphaeriaceae. The transcript has a single exon. The record is from RefSeq and is a predicted model, not a curated record.
AUGGCUGACACAGUUAAUCUGUUCGACAAUGGACCUCGUCUUGGCUGGAAACUCAACGUAUGUCAACGUCGAAAGGAAAAGUAUACCGUUCGACAUCGGGCGCCACGUGGCGAACCUCGUUGGAAGAACUAUAGAAUAGACUUAACAAGUUCUGCCCUCCUCACUAGAUUUCUCGCGCUCCCAACGGAGCUUCGGCUGCAAAUAUAUGGCUACGUCUUUGGCCAAGGGCCGACAAACAUCAACCCGGCACGAGUCCUCCCAGACAAUUACCCAGAUCUCUUCCUCGAGAACCAAGUUAUCCGCUCCGAGGCCUCCACCGAAUAUUUGAAGGCAAUGGAAUUUCAACCUGCUCAGGCAGGAACGGAGGACAUCUAUCGCUGGCUGAGUCAACUAUGGCCAAGCCACAUGUCCAAGAUCCGCGGCAUCUGCUUCCUCGAUGCCAACGAGACCGCAGCUAUAGCGUCCGUGAACCCUGGGUGGCGGGUACGCAUACGGAGGCGCUUCGAGAAACGUGUCCGCGUGGAAGAUUUCAAGAAGAAAGGUUUGGCACGGAGCGCUAUGAAGAUCGCGUUGCCGAUCGAAGCGGUUCUAUCGGAUAAUGAGUGGCGUGGCGAGGUGCAGUGGGUUUCGAUCGAACAUCUGUAA